AUGGCUGUACAUCCUCCCGCCGUGGCAGACGAGACCUCCCCACUACUGCCAUCGCAAGAUGGGCCUGGACAUAAUGGCGUCGUACCUGCAGCAACCAAGCCCAAAGAACUUCAAUCGUCAAUGGGUCAGGUCGCGUUACUUUGUUGUGCUCGAGCAAUUGACCCGCUGGCCUUCUUCACUAUUUUCCCGUUCGUCAACCAGAUGAUUGCCGACACGGCAGGCAUCGACGAAGCCGACGUCGGCUUCUACAGCGGCAUCAUUGAAUCGUUGUUUUCGGUGACUCAGAUGAUGUUAAUGAUCCCCUGGGCACGAGCAGCAGAUCGGAUGGGACGCAAGCCGGUCCUGAUCCUCUCCCUGGCCGGUUUAUCCAUCUCAUCUGCGCUGUUCGGAUUCAGUCGGACUUUAGGCCAAAUGGUUUUCUUCAGAUGCUUGGCGGGGACGUUCGGUGGGACCGUUGUUACUGUCCGAGUGAUGAUUUCCGAGAAUAGCACUCCAGACACCCAGGCCCGGGCAUUCAGCUACUUCUCCUUGGCGAACACCAUUGGAACGGUGAUUGGCCCUCUGCUUGGCGGAGCACUUUGUCGUCCUGGUGGUGUGUUCCGUCACUAUCCGUAUGCGUUACCCACUGUCGCAGCCGGAGCUUUUGGAGUAACUGUCACGGUUGCCUGUCUGAUGUUCGUCAACGAGACGCGGAAACCCGCAGAUCAUACACCUCAUGAAACAGCCUCACCAACAUGGACUAGUGCCAAGAUCCUCCGAUCCCAAGGCGUGCUACCAGUUCUCUAUAUUCACGGCCUUUCGAUGAUGUUGGCAUUCGCGUACACUGCGGUUUCCCCGGUAUUCUACUUCACAUCGCCACGUCUAGGCGGCUACGGUUUCUCUCCAUUCUAUAUAUCUCUCUUCCUUGGCGGAUCGGGGAUCGCUCAAACCAUCUGGCUAGUGCUAGUAUACCCGCCACUACACAAACGUCUCGGCACAGGUAACAUCUUACGAGGCUUAUGUUUCGUUUGGAUUAUUUUCUUGGCUGCUACUGUAGGCGCCAGUGUUCUCCACCGUCAUGGUGAGAUGGUAGCGUUCUGGAUUUUGGCGCCGCUAGCUUUGAUACUAGGCAGCAGUGUUGCAAUGCAGCUGACGGCUAUGCAACUCGCGCUCGACUCCGUCUCACCGUCACCCGCCGCCUUAGGCACGCUCAAUGCCAUGUCCUUGGCCAUCAUCAGCUUUCUUCGCGCUGUCGCCCCAGCAAUGUUCACUUCCAUGUACGCGAGUACCCUUAAGCUUAGUAGUCCUGGAUUUUACACAUUUUGGCUCGUGCUGGGUGGGCUAGUGCUUGUCCUGGCAUUUACACUGCGCUGGCUGCCUGAGCAGGUGGAGAAGGCUCCUCGCAAGCUGGGUCGGUCGAGCGCCUGA
Aspergillus welwitschiae is the source of this 1407-nucleotide messenger RNA. Its product is annotated as MFS transporter. The transcript is spliced from 7 exons. The record is from RefSeq and is a predicted model, not a curated record. Gene Ontology annotation, biological process: transmembrane transport. Gene Ontology annotation, molecular function: transmembrane transporter activity. Lineage: Eukaryota; Fungi; Ascomycota; Eurotiomycetes; Eurotiales; Aspergillaceae. Bases 1 to 1407 code for a protein of 468 amino acids.